AUGAAAGUAGCUUUUUGUACAGACUUGGAUAAAAGUGUGGUGGUUGCGAACUGUGAAAAACGCGGUUGGGUACAAGUAGGGCCUGACGAUGACUGGAAUAUAUACUGGGCAAGUACCCAAACUUGCCGCAGCUUAUUUAGCGUCGAUAGUGGGUACCGAAUGAAUGACAAUCAGCUCAUCAAUCACUUUCCGAAUCACUAUGAAAUAUCCCGCAAGGAUCUCCUCGUCAAGAACAUCAAACGAUACAGGAGGGAUUUGGAAAAAGAAGGUAAUCCCAUGGCGGAACGGGGCGAUUCCAAGUACCUCCACCUAGACUUUAUCCCAGUGACGUUCGUCUUGCCUGCGGACUACAACAUGUUCGUAGAAGAAUAUAGGAAAGCUCCGCAGAGCACAUGGAUAAUGAAACCGUGCGGCCGAUCCCAGGGCUCUGGAAUUUUUCUCAUCAACAAACUAUCUAAACUUAAGCGCUGGUCUAGAGAGUCCAAGACUCCGUUCCAGCAACAGCUUACGAAAGAGAGCUACGUCAUUUCCAAGUAUAUUGAUAACCCUUUGCUUAUUGGUGGGAAAAAAUUCGACCUGCGUCUCUAUGUGCUCGUUACCUCGUUCCGACCCUUGAAGGCCUACCAAUUUCGUCUAGGGUUUUGUCGGUUUUGCACAGUCAAAUACGAUUCCAGCGUUGCCGAAUUAGAUAAUAUGUACGUUCAUCUUACGAACGUAUCGGUGCAAAAACACGGGGGGGAAUAUAAUUCUCUUCAUGGAGGGAAACUAAGCGUUGAAAACUUACGGCUCCAUUUGGAAAGUACCAGGGGUAAACAGGUCACGGAGAAACUCUUCGACCAGAUCAGUUGGUUGAUUAUUCACAGUUUAAAAGCGAUAGCGCCUGUUAUUGCGACCGACCGGCAUUGCUUCGAGUGCUACGGCUACGAUAUUAUCAUCGACAACACGCUGAAACCUUGGUUGAUUGAGGUAAACGCGUCUCCUUCACUGACGUCAACCACAGCGAAUGAUCGAAUACUGAAGCACAAAUUGCUAGACAAUAUAUUCAACGUCGUCGUUCCACCGAACGGAAUGCCCGACGUAAGGUGGAACAAGAUUCCUUCACCAGAGGCGUUGGGGGACUUUCAACUGCUCAUGGACGAAGACCUUGUGGCACUAAACGAAGGCCACGACAAUGGUUCUGGCAAAAAUAAUUCAAGGUGGAAAUAAAAAAAAGGUCA
Messenger RNA from Cylas formicarius (sweet potato weevil), 1217 nucleotides. It is a transcript of the gene TTLL1B, whose product is annotated as polyglutamylase complex subunit TTLL1. Bases 1 to 1206 code for a protein of 401 amino acids. Lineage: Eukaryota; Metazoa; Arthropoda; Insecta; Coleoptera; Brentidae. The record is from RefSeq and is a predicted model, not a curated record. Gene Ontology annotation, cellular component: cilium. The transcript has 6 exons. Gene Ontology annotation, molecular function: tubulin-glutamic acid ligase activity; tubulin binding. Gene Ontology annotation, biological process: protein polyglutamylation; microtubule cytoskeleton organization.